Thalassophryne amazonica is the source of this 8218-nucleotide messenger RNA. It is a transcript of the gene ttc28, whose product is annotated as tetratricopeptide repeat domain 28. Lineage: Eukaryota; Metazoa; Chordata; Actinopteri; Batrachoidiformes; Batrachoididae. The transcript is spliced from 34 exons. Gene Ontology annotation, molecular function: protein binding. Bases 122 to 7786 code for a protein of 2554 amino acids. The record is from RefSeq and is a predicted model, not a curated record.
CGCUCCGGUCCAGAGGGCGUCUUCAGUACGUGACGGCAGCGAGGAGCCGUUUUUUCUUUAUGGCGUCUGGAACUUUUGCUGCUGCUGGAGGAUGAAAGUUUGGAUUUAGUGAAGCGCAGAAAUGGAGAAGCAAAGAACGAGGAAGGAAAAGUUCUCUCUGUUUGGUUCUCGUUCCACCAACAGGACCACAGUUACUCCCUCUUCCUCCUCCCCCUCUUCCUCUCCUGUCAUCCCUUCAGUGAGAAGGGCUGAGCGUUUGGCUGCCUCUGGCCCCGUCCUGAGUAAAGCGGAAUUCCUGGAGUGUGUGCGGUGUAGUAACCAGGCCUGCCAGCAGGGGGAUUACACCCUUGCUGUGCGUCUUUACAGCGAGGUCCUCGCCGCCGACCCCCAGAACUGCAUCCUGUACAGUAACCGCUCUGCAGCCUACCUCAGACUGGGCCACUACAGUGCGGCGCUGGAUGAUGCAAUCAAAGCCCGGCUCAUCAACCCCAAGUGGCCCAAGGCUUACUUUCGUCAGGGGGUUGCCCUGCAGUAUUUGGGACGUCAUGCCGAUGCGUUGGCAGCAUUCGCCUCUGGGCUCGCUCAGGACCCCAAGAGUCUCCAGUUGCUUGUGGGCAUGGUGGAGGCAGCCAUGAAAUCAUCCCUUAGAGAUUCACUUCAGCCCACUUACCAACAGCUGCAGAAGAUGAAACUGGACAAGAGCCCAUUUGUGGUCGUGUCUGUUAUUGGUCAAGAACUACUGACCCACGGUUUCCACAGCGCCUCAAUUGUGGUUCUGGAGGCGGGGCUGAAGAUUGGAACAUGCUCCUUGAAGCUGCGUGGAUCUGUCUUCUCAGCGCUGAGCUCCGCCUAUUGGUCUUUAGGCAACACAGAGAAGAGUAUGACAUAUAUGCAACAAGACCUGGAAGUGACCAAGACUUUAGGUGACCAAUCAGGCGAAUGUCGUGUUCAUGGGAACCUUGGCUCUGCCCUUUUCUCAAAAGGCAGUUACAGAGAAGCUCUGGCCAAUCACAGGCACCAGUUGGUCCUUGCCAUGAAGCUCAAGGAGAGAGAGGCAGCGUCUGAUGCUCUCAGCAGUCUGGGCCAUGUCUACACAGCUAUUGGUGACUACCCCAAUGCACUGGCGAGCCACAAACAGUGUGUGAUGUUGGCAAGACAAACCCGGUGUCGGCUCUCUGAGGCUCGCCAGCUAGGAAACAUGGGAGUGGUGUACACAGCGCUGGGAGACUUUGUCAACGCCAUCCAGUGCCAGGAGCAGCACUUGGACAUUGCAAAGAGUUUGGACAACUGCCGUGAGGAGGCGAGGGCGUACAGCAAUCUGGGCAGUGCCUACCACUCCCAGCGGGACUUUGACAAGGCAAUAUCUUACCACACGCGGGUGCUGGAGUUGGCACAACAGCUGACUGAUAGAGCGAUUGAGAUGAGGGCGUAUGCUGGCCUGGGUCAUGCUGCUCGAUGUGUGCAGGACCUGGGGAGGGCACGCCAGUACCACCAGCACCAGCUAGAAGUUGCUGAGGAGCUGCAGGACCGAGCAGCACAGGGUCGAGCCUCCUCAAACCUGGGCAUCAUCCACCAGAUGAAAGGUGACUAUGAAGCAGCACUGAAGCUCCACAAGGUCCACCUGUCCUUGGCUCAGGAGUUGAGUGACUAUGCUGCCCAGGGCAGAGCCUAUGGUAAUAUGGGCAAUGCCUAUCAUGCACUUGGUAUCUAUGACCAGGCAGUCAGAUACCACAGACAAGAGCUUCAGAUCUCACUGGAGGUUAACGACCGUGCGUCCCAAGCCUCCACACACGGUAACCUGGCUGUGGCCUAUCAGGCUUUGGGUGCUCACGACCGAGCGCUUCAGCACUACCUUCACCACCUAACCAUCGCACAGGAGCUCUGUGACGCCCAAAGUGAAGCCAGAGCCCUAGCAAACUUGGGUAACUUCCACAGUUGGAGAGGUGAGUACACUCAGGCCUUGCCGUACUACCAGCAGCAUCUGGCUCUGGCUGCAGGCUUGCAGGACCUGGAGGGAGAAGGCAAAGUUUGCCACAACCUUGGCUACGCUCACUACUGCCUGGGACAGUACGGAGAUGCUGUCAGGUAUUAUGACCAGGACCUGGCCUUGGCCAAGGACCUCCAUGACAAAUUAGCUCAAGCAAAAGCAUACUGUAACCUAGGUCUGGCUCACAAGGCCCUUGGAGAGUACAGCAAGGCAGAGGAGUGUCAGAGAUACCUGCUGUCUCUGGCACAGUCAUUGGAUAACACACAGGCAGUUUUCAGGGCCUAUGGGAACCUUGGGGAUGUGUAUGUGUGUCGGGGAGAUCUUCAGGGAGCUGUGAGGUUCUACCAGCAGCAGUUAAGCCUUGCUCAGAAGGUUGGUGAUCAGAAGAUGGAGGCCGAUGCGUUCUCUGCUCUUGGAUCAGUUCACAGGGUGCUUCGCCAGUUAGACACAGCUUUGUCCUUCCAUAGCCAAGAACUGACCCUCCGCAAAGAUCUUGAUGAUCAGCAGGGGGAAUGCCGUGCUCUUGGCCACCUGGCAGCGGUCCAUAUGGCCUUGGGAGACUAUGCCACGACUUUCCAGUGUUAUGAGACCCAGUUGGGCCUGGCACAAGGACUAAGGGACACUCGUCUGGAAGCCCAAGCACACGGAAAUAUGGGAAUUACCAAAAUGAACAUGGGAAUGUUUGAGGAAGCUAUUGGAUAUUUUGAGCAGCAGCUCGCCAUGCUGCAGCAGCUGAGUGGAACUGAGAGUAUGAUGGACAGAGGCAGAGCUUAUGGGAACUUGGCAGACUGCUAUGAUGCUUUGGGAGAUCAUGAGGAGGCGAUUCAGUACUAUGAGAAAUACUUGACUGUGGCACAGAGUCUCAACCAUGUCCAGGACCAGGAGAAAGCCUACAGAGGACUUGGAAAUGCACACAGGUCUCUGGGUAGUCUGCAGCAGGCAUUGGUGUGCUUUGAGAAGCGACUGGUGGUAGCACAUGAGCUGGGUGGAGAAGGCGGGGGUAAGGCCCAGGCCUACGGGGAGCUGGGCACCUUACACAGUCAGCUAGGCAACUACGAGCAGGCCCUGUCCUGCCUGGAGCACCAGCUGAACAUUGCUCGUACAGCAGGGGACAAACCCCUGGAAGCUGAGGCGAGCAACGCCCUUGGAGGCGUUUAUCAACUAAUGGGCGACAAUGAGACAGCGCUGCAGUGGCACCAAAGAGCUUUGGACAUAGCCGAGCAGACUGGAUGUGUGAGGAGCCAGGGCCGAGCUUAUGGCAACUUAGGCCUGACCUAUGAAGCUCUAGGAAACUACGAGAGGGCGGUGGUCUUCCAGGAGCAGCACCUGAGUGUAGCAGCACAGACGAACGAUCUGAUGGCGAAAACGUUGGCCUACGGGAGCUUGGGAAGAAUACACCAUGCACUAGCAAACUAUGCACAGGCUGUGAUGUACCUACAGGAAGGUCUGCGCUUGGCAGAGCAGUUAGGCAUGAGAGAAGAUGAAGCAAAGCUACGACAUCGCCUGGGCCUGUCACUGUGGGCCGGUGCCAACCUGGAAGAGGCACAGCACCAGUUAUACAGAGCGUCUGUGCUCUUCGAGACAAUUCGUCAUGAAUCUCAGCACAGCACAGAUUACAAGCUGUCUCUGUUUGACCUGCAAACCAGCUCCUACCAGGCUCUCCAGAGAGUCCUCGUCAGCCUCGGCCGUCAUGAUGAAGCUCUGGCGAUAGCAGAGCGAGGUCGCACUCGCGCCUUCGCCGAUCUCCUGGUCGAACGCCAAAAAGGAAGUCAGCAAGCAGGACGUAGUGACCCUUACUUCCCAGUUACUGUGGAUCACAUCCUGGAGACGGUGAACGGGCAGAAGGCCGUGGUCCUCUACUACUCGCUGGCUGGAGGUUUUCUGUACAGCUGGCUGAUAUGUCCAGGAACAGGUAUUGUGAAGUUCAACGAGGUCUUCCUUGGAGAGGCAGGAGUGGAGGUACCUGAGUUCCAGGAUGAUGUUCCGAGCACGUCUGGAGGAGGAGCCGAUGUAGGUUCUCAAUCACUGGAUCAGUACAUCUCCAACGCCAGAGAGGCUCUGGGCGUGGACAGCCAUGACAGCAGAGUUUGUUCGAGCAGCGAGACGGACAGUGAAGCUGGAGAUCUGUUAGAACAGCAGUAUGACGAUCUGAAUACCAAACUCGCCGACCCCACCGGCUACCUGCGGAUGGUGUCCAGAAAUAAUGUCUUUAACAGAAGCUGUCGGAGUAUGAGGAGCGUGCACAGCGCCACAGUGUCACCAGUAAAAGACGCCUCAUCAUCUUCGCCUUACCGACCGUGUACCAUCGACAAACCACUACGUGCCCUUUAUGACUUACUCAUCGCCCCGAUGGAAGUGGGCCUAAUGCACAGUAGCGGACCGGUGGGCAGACACAGACAACUUGUACUCGUGCUGGAUGGAGAAUUGUACCUGAUCCCAUUUGCCUUGCUCAAAGGCAGCUCCUCUAAUGAAUACCUGUAUGAAAGGUUUAGUCUCAUUUCUGUCCCUUCGUUAGCCAGCCUGGGAGCCACGGGCAAGGCUCAUCCUCGCCGUGGAGGUUUCCUACCCUGCUCAGACGGAGGAGCAGUGGCUGCAGUGGUGGGCGCGCCUCGUCUGCCUCCCAGUGUGAUGGACCGCUGGCUGUGGGGGCCAUUACCUUCAGCCCAAGAAGAAGCUCUUUGGCUGGGGGAACAGCUGGGGUGCCACCCCCUGACCGGAGCCAACGCCACCAAAGAGCGUGUGCUUGCAGCUCUGAGUCAGGCCGAGUGCGUUCACUUCGCAACUCACAUAUCCUGGAAGCUGGCGGCUUUGGUGCUUACCCCCAACCAAGACGAAACAGCAGGAGAGGGGUCCAGUAACCGAUCCAACGCCAAAUCACCGUGUGGUGCUUCUACAACAGAUGAGACUGUGGAUCCUAAAGGACCGCUGAAACGUUCAUCCACAAAGACUCACAGCACUGCAGAGGGAGGGGCAGAAGAAACCAGCGAGGACCAGGAAAGUGUGUGUGAGAUGGAGAACGUGUGUGAUAGUCCAGCACUUCAAGACUUCCUUCUCACUGCCGCUGACGUACUUGACUUGUGCUUGAUGGUCAAAUUGGUUGUCCUGAGGAUGUUCCCAGAGUCCAGCAGCAGGGUGACAGCAGACGGGCUGGUGGGUUUGACCCGAGCCUUCCUGGCUGCAGGGGCUCAGUGUGUAUGUGUGUCUCUGUGGUCAGUCCCUGUGGCUGCCUCCAAAUUGUUCACACAUAUGUUCUACACCGCCCUGCUCAACGGCACAAAAGCCAGUGCAGCUUUGACUGAAGCCAUGAAGACUCUGCAGAGCAGCAAGCACUUUUCACACCCCUCAAACUGGGCUGGUUACAUGCUGAUUGGCAGUGAUGUGAAGCUGAACAGUCCCAUGUCCCUGGUUGGCCAAGCGCUGACAGAAAUCCUGCAGCACCCACAGAAGGCCAGGGACGCCCUCAGAGUACUUUUACACUUGAUUGAGAAGUCUUUGCAGCGCAUUCAGAGCGGUCACUGUAACCCAAUGUACACAUCGCAACAAAGCGUUGAGAAGAAGGUCGGUGGUGUUCCCGGGUGGCAGGCACUUCUGUCAGCUGUGGGAUUCCGGUUGGAUUUCUCAGGCAGUGGUGCUGGUCUCCCUGCAGCAGUUUUCUUCCCCACAUCAGACCCUGGGGACCGGCUGCAACAGUGCAGCACCACUCUGCAGUCCCUGCUCGGCCUUAGUCCCCCGGCCCUGCAGGCUCUGUGUAAACUGGUGACAGCGUCUGAGGCUGGAGAACAACUCAUUCAUAAGCUUCACCAGGUGCUGGUGCAGCUACAGUCAGGUGACAAAGAGCAAGACUUCUCAUUGGCUCCUAUUCAAGUGUCGAUAAGCGUGCAGCUCUGGAGGCUUCCGGGUUGCCACGAGUUUCUGGCAUCGCUUGGGUUCGAUCUAUGUGAAGUGGGUCAGGAGGAGGUGGUGCUGAAGACCGGAAAGCAGGCCAGCAGGCGAACUAUGCAUUUUGCCCUUCAAGCUCUUCUAGCACUCUUUGACUCAACAGAGCUCCCCAAGCGGCUGAGCAUGGACAGUUCCUCCUCCUUGGAGUCGCUGUCGUCCUCUCAGUCAGCCUCCCAGCCACACUCCUUAACCCUUUCCUUUGGUUGUUACCCAACCCAGCCCUCCUGCUUGCCUCCAGUUUCUUCCAACAACCUCUCCUGCGAUGCCAUCUCCGUGUACAGCCUCAGUUCCCUCGCCUCUUCCCUCAGUUUUCUGUCCCGUCCGGAGCCUGCAGGAAGUGAUGUCAUCAGCCAGCGUUCGUAUCAGCAGGACCUAGAGAAGUCUGCGGGCCUCUUCAUCUCACACCACCAUUCAGACAGCCUGUCAGCCUGCCAGCUGGGUAAUCAUGGAGCAGGAUUAUCUGGACAAGGGGAAGAAGAGGAGUAUCAAGGGUUUUCUAUCAUAAGCAGUGAGCCAUUAGGACGACUGGGGCGAGAAUGCGACACUCUGCCAUUACCUGCGGGACACAGACAUGGCAGAGGAGGUGUUGGGAGAGGAGCUGCUGGGAGUCAUGGAUAUCCCAUUACAAUUUCCACCAAGGGAAGUGUCAGCACGCCAACAUCACCAGUUAAAGCGCCACCACUGCCUCUAACUGUUCCAACGAGCUCAAACCAAGACAUUUCGUCUUCUCAGAGGACGAGAAAAGGGAAGGUGAGCAGUUCUGACUCUGACCAGUCGAGUACUGAGACAGACAGCACAGUGAAGUCCCAGGAGAGGACAGGGCCUGCAAUGCCACUCAAUCCUCAGGAACUGGCGCAGAAGAUCCUGGAGGAAACCCAGAGCCACAUGGAAGCUGUGGAGAGUUUGCAAAAAGCAAGUGCCAGAGGGAAGUCACCACAAGGAGCUGAGGAGAGUGAAAAGACGCGUAGUGGAAAGCCUUCUCCCAAAACCCCUUUCACCCCGAGUCUAAGUCCUACUGGAGGAGCACAAGGGUUCCAGCCCUCUGAGACCAGUGCGUUCAGCAGACCCAGUAGCCGAGCGAGUCUGAAGGGUUGUUCCUCACCGCUCUCACGCCAUCUCUCCACCUCUGUGUCAACACCUCCCCUAACUCCACCCAAGCCUCCAUCCCGCUCUUCAUCACUACAGAAACUCUCCCCUGGACAAACCACCCCAGUUCAUUCUUCUCCCCGUCUUCCUGUAAAACAGCGGAGUUCCCUGACGUCCCCACAUGUGCACACACAACCUCAGCUCAAACUCAAACACGCCGCGUCACCUUGUACCGUUCACGUCUUACCACCCUGCUCUUCCAGCGACCUCUCCACCUCCCCCACCCCUGUCAUCCCCUCUCCUGCUGGCAGUGUUCCCUUUCCUGCCCAUUCCUAUUCUUCUGCCGGAUCACUUUCAGCCUCACCAAGCCUCGCAAAUACUCAAGAACCAGACCAAUCAAAAGACGCUGCUCCACAGAAUAAAGUCCAAACCAUUCACAACUUAAAAACAUUUUGGGCCCACAGACAUGACGUGCCUGACCCUGGCAGUUUAUUCCGAGGUGGGAAUAAAAAAAUGACUACAGUCCAGAAAGAUGUUUUGGGGUUACUGAAUCUAUCACCGAGACAUGACUCUAUCAGCAAAAACACUGAGGGACUCAAGAACCAGAGCACUGGGGACAGACCCAAUGGUCCCCAAACACCGGAGGCAAAAACACCUCCAUUAUCAAACCAUCACGCAAACUCUAAAGCAGGUAGUCCCCCUAUCAGGAUCCCCUCUGCAAAUGGCUACAGGUUUCUCUCCCCCGGACAUUUUUUCCCGUCCUCUAAAUGUUGAGGGUUUGGUUGUUUGAAGCAAGUGAACAUGAUUUUCUGAAUGUGAUGGCUGUGCCUUCUUCUGAGGAGAACUGGAAGGACUAAACAUCAAGUGUCUGGCUUUAAUUCUGUUUUGAUGACAGACUGGAGAGCGCGUCUUUUAAUGCCUCUGUCUACACUGAGAGGAAACGGACUGAAAUACCUGCCACUGUUAAAACUCUACACACUCGCUGUAUUUGUGUAAGUCAGUUACAGAAAUAAUUUGAAGUGAGAAGCUUAGAUUUUAAUGUUACAACAUUUUAUGUCAGGUCGCCCUAAUCAUCGGUAAGUUGGGUAAUAAUUAUUGUCAUUAUCUGUGUUUAUUAUCAUUUAUUUGUAAACAGUCUUUUUUCCAUUCAUUUUUACACACUUUCUAAAAAGAGUUAAACCAACAAAGGCACAUUGAAAAUAUUGU